This is a messenger RNA of Trypanosoma brucei brucei TREU927, 456 nucleotides long. RefSeq lists its product as hypothetical. The record is from RefSeq and is a predicted model, not a curated record. The coding region runs from base 1 to 456 and encodes 151 amino acids. The transcript has a single exon. Lineage: Eukaryota; Euglenozoa; Kinetoplastea; Trypanosomatida; Trypanosomatidae.
AUGUGGAUCACCGUCUUCAUUCCCCAUGGCCACCGGCUAUGUUCGCCGCCGUCGCCGCCCCCACCCCCUCCACAACUCAGCGGUCACUUUUUUUUUUUUCGUCGCACCUGUGCAACCAGGGACAAGUGCAGCCGACUAUCGGUUCUAACGGUGUUAACAAACACCCCCAAAACAAAUAAACAAACAAGCGAAAGGCAGCGGGACAUUUGGCUGACUUUAAUUUAUCUUUUCCCUCAAGUUGCUCUCGUCCUUCCGUCUCGUUUCUCUCUGUUUCCCAACGUACCGCUUCCCCUCCUUCCCAACUCCCACUUCAUUUCUUCUUCACUUCUAAAUGCUAUCAGGCACCUUCCGCAGGUUCUUCUUCAUUUCCAGUGUGAUAGCGAGAGUUCAAACCGAUCAUUGCUAAAGGAAGCGUUUCCGUCACGAAUCCCCCCCCACACACUUACAGAGGGUUAA